Molecule: messenger RNA, 1152 nt
Organism: Pangasianodon hypophthalmus (striped catfish)
Lineage: Eukaryota; Metazoa; Chordata; Actinopteri; Siluriformes; Pangasiidae
Gene: hspb9
Product: heat shock protein, alpha-crystallin-related, 9
Exons: 1
Coding region: 71-682 (203 amino acids)
Biological process (GO): protein refolding; response to heat
Molecular function (GO): protein folding chaperone
Source: RefSeq, a predicted model, not a curated record
GGUUUCUGUGGCUAAAGCACUCAGCUGAGAGCGCAGAAGCCUUCAAGCACUAGAAAAACUAAACAGGAAGAUGACCCAGUCCAUCAUGGAGAGCCUAUUCGGAGACGAUCCUUUCUUCGAGGACGCCUAUGUGCUGUGGCCGAGACGCUGCAGCCUGACCGAGCGAUUCCUGCGACACAGAGAGCAGAUGAUGGAAAGCUUCAGGGCAGACAUAGGAGACAGACUCAUAAACGAGCUGUUUCAGAGCCUGGAUGAACUCUUCUCCUCACCUUCAUCUUCCACAUCAUCUGCCACAUCAUCUGCCACAUCAUCUUCCACAUCAUCUUCCACAUCCACCGCCAGACUCACAGGCCCAAGCAUCUUCUCCCUCGACACUCAUGGCUUCUCUCCAGAUGACAUCGCAGUGACUGUGUGUGGCCGAAAGCUGGAGGUCAAGGUGGCAAAGCCGACUGAGGGGGACUCGUCCGGUCCUGCAGGAUUCUCCCGGAGCGUGGAGCUCCCGGAACACAUCAAUCCGUCCACACUCACCUGCACGCUGGGGGACGACGGCUUCCUCAAGAUCGAGUCUCAGGUCAAAGAGGCCGAGUCGGAUGAGCGCGAGGUCCCGAUGCGCUUCAGGACGUCGCUGGACUUCCCCCUGAGCAAAGACAACACAAGCAAAACAGAGGAGAAAAACGACUAGAGACUCUACACACACACUGAACCCUCAUGUCAAGCUGCUUGACAUUAUGUUUUCCCAAUGAUCUGUGUUUUGUAAAAAAAAAAAAACAAAAUGUAUUUUUAUCCCAUCCCUCAGCUAUUUAUGCUCUCAUGGCACUCAAAGUAAUUAAAAAAAAAUUCAGCAGGUGGUUGGGUUUUUUUUUUUAUUUAAUCACCAUUUUCGUUAAAUCUGAGCUCAGACUCAAAUCAUUCAGGACUAACGACACCAUUUUUGGACAGGGCUUAUAACCAACAACAACCAAAAACAAUUCAUUCUUAUUCUUUAUAUUAUUCUUUUAUCUCUUUUUAGCAAUUUUAUCUAGUUUUUGUUAGCGCUGUAUUUUCUUGUGCUAUUUCUGUUAUAUUUCAUUUAUAACUAUGUCCUUAAGAAUUUGCUUUGAGAAAAUUUUUAAUUGUAAAAGGUGCUACACAAAUAAAGUUAUUUUGACUUUA